Messenger RNA from Lathyrus oleraceus (garden pea), 498 nucleotides. RefSeq names its product probable inactive ATP-dependent zinc metalloprotease FTSHI 2, chloroplastic. Gene Ontology annotation, molecular function: ATP binding; ATP hydrolysis activity; ATP-dependent peptidase activity. NCBI's taxonomy places the organism in Eukaryota, Viridiplantae, Streptophyta, Magnoliopsida, Fabales, Fabaceae. Gene Ontology annotation, cellular component: chloroplast. Bases 1 to 498 code for a protein of 165 amino acids. The record is from RefSeq and is a predicted model, not a curated record. The transcript has 4 exons. Gene Ontology annotation, biological process: protein import into chloroplast stroma; proteolysis.
AUGUCAAUUGCCACAUUACAGGUUUUCUUGCAAUAUUGCACUCGCAAUCUCUUUAAUGAUAAUACUCCUGCUAGGUGGACUGUGGUGUAUAGUUAUAAUAAACAAAAGGAAGAUUAUGAGGACAUGGUAAAGAUUCAGAAAGUUGAUGCUGAGGAGAGGAAGAAGAUGAGGGCGUUGGAAGCCGAAAUAGGGUGGAUUGAAGCUGGUGCUGAUGAUGAUACAGGUGGCAUACUUCUUUGUGGCCCUCUUGGAGUGGGAAAGACAUUGCUAGCAAAACUCGUAGCUGGUGAGGCAGGGGUUAAUUUCUUCUAUAUUUCUAUGUCACAAUUUAUGGAAAUAUAUGUUGGUGUUAGGGCUUUUCGUGCUCCAUCUAUUAUCUUCAUUGAUGAGUUGGAUGUUGUUAGAAGGAAGUGUGGCUUGAUUAAAGGUUCAAGUGGACAGGAACGUGAUAUUACUCUUAAUCAGGUUAAGCAUAACACCGUUGAACUUUCCGAUUGA